Molecule: messenger RNA, 9853 nt
Organism: Spodoptera litura
Lineage: Eukaryota; Metazoa; Arthropoda; Insecta; Lepidoptera; Noctuidae
Product: sodium channel protein 60E-like
Biological process (GO): sodium ion transmembrane transport; membrane depolarization during action potential; neuronal action potential
Cellular component (GO): plasma membrane; voltage-gated sodium channel complex
Molecular function (GO): voltage-gated sodium channel activity
Source: RefSeq, a predicted model, not a curated record
GCGUGGUAUCGAAGCGUUUCCGAAAGAACUAUAUUCACCGGUUCACGGCCACCAGGUCGUUGUUCUGGUACUCCCCGUGGUCUCCAGUCCGAAGAGCUUGCGUCUACCUCUCCACCAACCAGUACUUCGAUUACUUUGUCAUGGCUACCAUACUGCUCAACUGUGUCUUCCUCGCCAUGUCGGAGACUAUCGAAGAGGCUGAGUACAUUUUCCUGGCGAUCUACACGGCGGAGAUGAUAAUUAAGUGUAUAGCUAAGGGUUUCAUAUUAAAUAAGUACACAUACCUACGGAAUCCGUGGAAUUGGUUGGAUUUCGUCGUCAUCACGUCAGGGUACGCCACCAUCGGCAUGGAGGUGGGCAACCUGGCUGGUCUGCGGACCUUUAGAGUGCUAAGAGCAUUGAAGACUGUUUCUAUAAUGCCGGGUCUAAAAACUAUCAUCAACGCGCUGCUGCACUCGUUCAAGCAGCUCGCAGAAGUAAUGACGCUGACCAUCUUCUGUCUGAUGGUGUUCGCACUAUUCGCACUGCAGGUCUACAUGGGGGAACUCAGGAAUAAAUGCGUGAAGAACCUCGUCAUUCCACCUGGAGAAAACUUCACUGAUGAAGCGUGGUCAGCGUGGAUUCAAGAGCCAUCAAACUGGAUGGUGAAUGCGGAGGAGGUGCCUAUAAUCUGUGGCAACCUGACAGGGGCCCGGCAUUGCCCCCCAGAGUGGACCUGUCUCUGUGUGGGCCCCAACCCUAACCAUGGGUACACCAACUUCGACAACUUCCUAUGGUCCAUGCUCACCACAUUCCAGCUUAUCACCCUCGAUUAUUGGGAGAAUGUAUAUAAUAUGGUACUGUCAUCAUGCGGUCCGAUGUCGGUGUCAUUCUUCACAGUAGUGGUAUUCUUCGGAUCGUUCUACCUCAUCAACCUGAUGCUUGCCGUCGUGGCCCUCAGCUAUGAAGAGGAGUCGCAGAUCACACAGGAGGAAAGGAAGAAAGACCUGAAUGAGCAUCGCGACGAUUCCACCUUCAGCUUCGACCCCACGUCGCUGGCGGUUCGGACGCUCGCCAAGGACUCGAGAAAGCGCAUAGACGCGCGUAAAGGCCUGCUACUGGCCUCUUAUUCACGAAAACGGACAAGAAGACGUAAACGGGGCAGAAGUGCUAUUCAUCAUGCAGCUGCAGUUGCUGCUGUUGCUGAUGACGCGGGCAAGCGGUCCCGGUCGCGGUCUCGCUCGCGGUCCGUGACCCCGAGCGCAUCACCCCCGCCGCUACCGGCGCCGCAGCCCCCGCCCCCGCCCCACACUCUGCACCCAGACAAUGCAUUAGGACGAGGUGCCCUAAGUGCGGCGGGACGUCAAUUAAGUGAUCACAGUAACAACAGGGAGUCUUCCCUUGAUGACUCGGGUGUGGUGGAUGACCACGAUGAUGGAGAGCAUACAUCUGACGACCAAGCACCACAUCCGCACCCUCGGAGACAUCUACUGAUACCUCAACUGCCACCGCCGCCAAACCACCCACCUACACCGAUGCCAAUGCCGAUGCAGACCCCCAUGCAGAUGCCAAUGCCAAUGCAGAUACAGAUGCCAAUGCCUAUGCCUAUGCCUACCCCAAUGCCUACCCCAAUGCCUACACCAAUGGUGCCCAUGCCCAUGCCUCAAAUUCAACAGGUUUCUCAAGACAGCCAAACACAAGAAUCAAAACACAAACACGCAACAAAAAUUGAAAAGCCUGCUUUGAAACCAAAAAAGCCGACAAAAAGCAUACAGGACAAGUACCCGUUAAACCCGGACUACCUCAACCAGAUCGUCGUGCUAGGGGCGGACUGGCCAUACAAGCGCGCGCCCGACCUCCCGCAAGCGGAGACGACGAAAAUUAAUGAGCUCAGUUUAUUGGCAGCCACGCACAAAACUCAUAUGGGCAAUUACGAGCAAAAUUGCACUUACUUCACAGAUGAGCUCGUGGAUAGAAACUGUGAAUGUUGCGUGUCUUGCUGUAUAGACUAUGAAGGCUGGCUCCAGUUCCAGAACUGUUUGUAUGGGAUUGUGAAAGAUCCCUUGUUUGAGUUGUUCAUUACAACUUGUAUUGUUCUUAAUACACUCUUCCUUGCGCUGGAGCAUCAUGGGAUGAGUGAGAACGUUAGAUCGGCCUUAGAUAUAGGAAAUAAGGUGUUCACGUCGAUAUUUACAUUGGAAUGUAUAAUGAAAGUGAUGGCGAUGAGUAAAGACUUCUUUGCGUGUGGUUGGAAUAUAUUCGACUUGAUUAUAGUGUCAGCAAGCCUUCUAGAUCUUAUAUUCGAGCUCGUCGAUGGCCUAUCUGUGUUGCGAGGUCUUCGUUUGUUACGAGUGUUAAAAUUAGCUCAAUCAUGGACUACAAUGAAAGUGUUAUUGAGUAUUAUAAUAUCGACAAUCGGUGCUCUUGGUAAUUUGACGUUCGUGUUAGUGAUAGUUAUAUACAUAUUUGCUGUGAUCGGUAUGCAACUAUUCUCCAAGUCCUACACGCCGGACAAGUUCGACCCGGAUCCAGUACCCAGGUGGAACUUCAACGACUUCUUCCACUCGUUCAUGAUGAUAUUCCGGAUACUUUGCGGCGAGUGGAUCGAGCCUCUGUGGGACUGUAUGCGCGCGGAGCAGGAGACAGGGGCAGAGAGUUGCUUCUUCAUAUUCUUGCCCGCACUCGUUAUGGGCAACUUUAUGGUGCUCAACCUCUUCCUUGCCUUGCUGCUCAACAGCUUCAAUAGUGAGGAACUUAAGAAUAAGAAGGAGGAAGUUGGUGAAGAUUCAAAAUUAGCUAAAAGUUUCGAUAGAAUACGUUCUAUAGUAAGAAAAAAAGGUUUCCUUAUAUCGAGAAGUAAAGAGACUGACAAAAAAUCUAAGUUAGAAGAGCUAGUUAACGAAUUUAUGACACAACAACGCGCUAUAAAGGAGAAAAAGGCGUCAAUACCGAGUGAGCAGAGGUACUCAGCAUCCAUACAGGAGACCAUCCUGUUCCCACACGACAAUAUUUAUAGUCAUAGUUAUCAAGAAGCAUUAAAUAGGCCAAUAUCAGUGGGUUCCGACUUCGCGUACCCACAUCUUUACCAAGCUACCAACAACUUUAACCACGGUAGUCAAGAAACUUUAAAAGACGUGCGUGACUUGGCGGCCGAACAUAAAAUCACUAGCAUUAGGGAAGAUUCCAAGGAAAAUCUUGAAGAUACAUCGCCUACAGAACAAGUUGCUGUUCAAAGGUUAUUGAACCAAGUAUCCUCUGGCUAUCACACGCAGCCAUCUGAUUCAAGAGAUGAGAACGAACAUUAUGAAAUGGCCCAGUUGUCGAGUAGAACAACGCCAGAAAAACCGAAGAGGCAACCCAGGGAACUACCACCAUCGAACAACUUAAGUGGGAGAAAAAACUCACAGGGUCAAUAUAUUGAUGCGAUGGGAAACUUCCCCGGAUUUGGGAAACAGAAAGAGCCGAAAGUACCCGAAAAUUGUUUCCCUCGCCAAUGUUACGAUGCGAGUACUUGUUGGGAUGCAUGUAUUGAAACCAACUUGGGUCAGCGUUGGAUGUUUCUCCGGACCUAUAUCCUGCGGUAUGUAGACACUCCAGCCUUCGAGUGGUUCGUAUUGGUGCUCAUCUUUGCAUCAAGCAUCACGCUCUGCUUCGAAGACAUUCACCUCGAGAAAAACAAACCAUUGAAGAAAAUCCUAUACUGGACCAACUUGGGGUUCUGUAUGAUCUUCAUUAUCGAGAUGUUUCUCAAGUGGAUUGCGCUGGGGUUCUUCAGAUAUUUCACCAGUUUCUGGACUCUAUUAGAUUUUACUAUAGUAUUUGUUUCAGUAUUCAGUUUGUUAAUAGAAGAAAAUGAAAACUUAAAAGUGUUAAGAUCGUUAAGAACUUUACGUGCGUUGAGGCCAUUGCGAGCAAUAUCGCGCUGGCAGGGAAUGCGUAUCGUGGUGAACGCGUUAAUGUAUGCGAUACCCAGUAUCUUCAACGUAUUGUUAGUGUGUUUAGUAUUCUGGUUAAUAUUUUCUAUCAUGGGUGUUCAAUUUUUUGGUGGAAAAUUUUAUAAAUGUGUCGAUGAUGAAGGCGAAUUACUACCAUUAGAGAUAGUGAACGAUAAAUGGGAGUGUUAUUAUAAUAACUUCACUUGGAUCAAUUCAAAAAUAUCGUUCGACCACGUGGGCAUAGCCUACUUGGCAUUAUUUCAAGUUGCCACGUUCGAAGGCUGGAUGGAAGUGAUGGCCGAUGCAGUCGAUGCACGAGGUGUUGAUUUGCAGCCAGCGAGAGAAGCUAACAUCUACGCUUAUAUUUAUUUUGUCAUAUUCAUCGUAUGCGGUUCAUUCUUCACUCUUAAUCUGUUCAUAGGAGUAAUUAUAGAUAACUUUAAUAUGCUCAAGAAGAAGUACGAAGGCGGAGUUUUAGAAAUGUUUCUUACCGAGAGUCAAAAGCAUUACUAUACAGCAAUGAAGAAACUUGGUAGAAAAAAGCCCCAGAAAGUAAUAAAGAGGCCAAGGAAUCAGUUCUUAGCAAUGUUCUACGAUCUCUCGAAUUCUAGAAGAUUUGAGAUCGCAAUUUUCGUUUUAAUAUUCCUAAAUAUGCUCACUAUGGGCAUAGAACAUUAUGAUCAGCCGCAUUCCGUUUUCUUUAUAUUAGAAGUUAGUAAUGCGUUUUUCACGACUGUGUUUGGUUUAGAAGCGAUAGUGAAAAUAGUAGGUCUUCGAUAUCAUUAUUUCACGGUACCAUGGAACGUGUUCGACUUCCUGCUGGUGCUGGCGUCUAUCCUGGGCAUCUUGAUGGAGGACAUCAUGAUUGACCUUCCCAUCUCGCCAACCUUGCUACGAGUCGUACGAGUGUUCAGGAUAGGGAGAAUUUUAAGACUGAUUAAAGCCGCUAAGGGCAUUAGAAAACUACUGUUCGCGCUAGUAGUAUCGCUGCCCGCGCUAUUCAACAUCGGCGCGUUACUAGCUCUCAUCACCUUCAUCUACGCCAUCAUCGGCAUGUCCGUCUUUGGGCACGUCAAGGAGCAAGGAGCGCUCAACGACAUCGUCAACUUUCAAACUUUCGGGAGAAGUAUGCAGUUGCUUUUUCGUUUAAUGACAUCAGCCGGCUGGAACGACGUGUUAGAAUCACUUAUGAUCCAGCCUCCUGAAUGCGAGUUAGGCGAACAUCCCGGCCAGAAUGGCAACUGUGGAAGCCCACUCCUGGCCAUCACGUACUUCACUUCGUUCAUCAUCAUUAGCUACAUGAUUGUCAUCAACAUGUACAUCGCCAUCAUCCUCGAGAAUUUCAAUCAAGCGCAUCAAGAGGAAGAGAUUGGAAUCGUUGAAGAUGAUUUGGAGAUGUUCUAUAUUCGGUGGUCAAAAUACGACCCACACGCAACUCAAUUCAUAAGUUUCGCUCAACUAUCAGACUUUAUAGCUUCCUUAGACCCUCCGCUAGGCAUCUCGAAACCUAAUACAGUGGCUUUAGUCAGUUUUAAUCUGCCGAUAGCUAAAGGCAAUAAGAUUCACUGUUUAGAUAUACUUCAUGCCCUUGUCAAACAUGUGUUGGGGCAUGUCGAAGAGACUGAUACGUUCAGACAGCUUCAAGAACAAAUGGAUAUUAAGUUCAAGAAGCAGUUCCCUACAAGGAAAGAGCUGGAAAUCGUUUCCUCGACGAGGAUAUGGAAGAGAGAGGACAAGGCAGCCCGGACUAUCCAACGGGCGUGGAGAGAUUACGUAAAACGAAAAAAUCGCAGCCCAUCACAAGAAGAAGAGAGUACAAAGUGGUCACCUGGCGGGGGUUGGGGCGGGCGGCUGAGUGCUCUGCUGCACGUGCGGCGCGGCUCGCACGCGUCCAGUCGCAAGUCGUCGCGAGCGUCCGACGCGUCCGACAUCAGCGAGUUAGGGGGCGCCUGGCUCAACCUGCCGCUACUGCUGCUACCAGGGGCCGCGCCCGGGGAACAACCGAGUGGUUCUGAGUCAGCGCCGCCUCGAAGGCGCUCGGCCUACGGAUUGCCAAUCUUCCUGCGGCAUCAGGACGCCUUGGACGAAGAGACCGGCCCGAAACGAGCAGGUUCCCUUCGGCUGAGCUCGCGGCGCAGCUCCAUGCGUCGCGUGACACCGCCGGCGCGCGCGCGCACUCCGUCGCCACACGCCAACAGUGAGGUCAGCAUCCUCGUGACGGAGGCGUCUCCUGACGCAGCUCCAGUGGCCACGUCUGCGCCUCCCGCGCCCCUCACCCCGACUGCGCCCCCCGCGCCCCCGCCCACACUGGUGCGUGUGCUGGUGCACCGAGAGUCGGACGAGCGCCCCAGCUGAUCUCCGACUCCCGAGCUCGAGCCCCGAGCUCCUCCUCCGGACGUUCCCCCAUCGAACGACCCCGAUUGACUUUCCAUCCGGCAGUGCUCCGGCGAAAAUUGUGAUUUUUAAAUUUAAUUAGCCCCGUUCGCGGAUGUCAUUAUGGUGGAUACGUUGAGAUAGAUGACCUCGUUUCCCUAAACCUAGUAAACGUUAGACACGAGAGUUGUAAUUUUGUUAUUUACGGGUAGAAUUUGAAAUGCGCCCAUUUAUCUCAACAAUUAAUAAUUAAUAGAUAGUUAAUACAGUAAUAACCUGAAACUUCCAGAGUCGUUACAAUAAAGUUUUCAUUAGUAUCUCGUCGAAUUCAAUAUAGCUUUACGAUACCGAACUGCGCUCGGACGCGCACGCAAGUUGCAUUACACGCCGUUAGGUAACAUUCGUUUUUAGACGCUUUAAUAGAGUAAUGUUGCUGAAUCCGAUUUCUCUGGAUCGUAGAAAGCUGGGAUUAAUUAACAGAUUCAUAACAAUUACCUUAUUCAAUUAUAGACGUAGAGAACCAAAAAUGUGCCUAGAAAAAUACGUAUAAACACAAUAAUACAUAGAAAUCGGAAGUCUAUGCCAAAAAUAAUUAAAAAUCGAAUCUAAGCAUAGCAUGUUGUUAAGGUUUACUACUUUGAAAUACUUACUUCAAACAAUUUUGUGAUAUUUUUUAAAUCAUUAAAGUACGUAUUAAUCAAUUUAUCUUAACUUUAAGAGUUGUAGAGUUCGAUUUUACUGUAGAUGUUGCCUUAUCCACCUUCUACGAACCAGAGUUCGGUAAGACAGCAGUUUGUUUUAUUAAAAUUAAUGAUUUAAGUAGUUCGCUAUUUGAGACCAAGUGUGUCAAGUUUAUAUUGUGUUAUUGUAAAUAGUGUUGUAUACGAGGAGAAUGACUGAUGUCACCGUGUCAAUAGAAUUGUAAAGAAGCCUAUUAAAUCAGUCUGUACAAAAGAUAAGCAUGAGCACGAAAGAUAAAUGAAUCAAUAUCAAUAAUUUUGUUUCUAUAAAUAAUACGAGACAAUACAAUAGUACCUAUGAAAAUAAAAGGGCCUAAAACACUACCCUGAGGAACACCGUUACAACCGCGCUUUUUUGUCACUUGUAUAGUUGAUUUAAGAGUGAAAAAAAGAAUAUAAAUUCUGGUGAUUUACUUUCCUGUUUGUCUAAAAAUGCAAUUGUUCUAUAUAUUGCAAUAUCUAGAUAUUCCUGCAUUUGAUUGACAUAAUCAAAACUAAUCAAAAGCUUUAGAAGAACUUAAAAAACAAUAUUUGUUCAGUAUAUUACUUUAACAUGUCAUGUUUCCUUUUGUAUAGACUGCAAAAAGUGGUUGUAAAGACAUCAAGAGUCAGUUUAGGCUUCUGAAUUAUUGAAUACAGUUCACAUGCCAUAUUAUUGUUGAAAAUUAUUAGAAAUUAAGAUAACAUUUUUGCAAAAUAUUAGUUCUAUGACCAUUAAAAUGGACGGCAUAUUGUUAUGUAUUAUAUUGUAUAAGUAUGUUGCCAUAUUAUUUAAGGAAAAUGUGCUUGACAUAUUUAAUGUAAUAUUGGAAAACCCCUACAUACUUCCUAAUUUAUAUAAUGUCUCUAAACAUAAUGAAACAUGUGUUAAUAGAUACAUAGACAUUUGAGCCAGUAAGAAUUCAGAAUGUUUGGAAAAGACUUUUAGAAACGAUAACACCAUGACCUCAAACUACAUUAAUUAAUACAAAAAAUACACAACGUAUUCUUUCGAUAUUAUGUCCUUACAAAUCUAAACUUAUUUCAACUAACGUGCAUAUACUAAAAAGUAACUUUCUAUAUUUCAAUGAAACAUUAUCUACCUACAGUAGAUUUGACUGCCUUUCCUUUUAUCAAUAGACAUUGUAGACAAUUAAAUUCAAGGUAUUCUGUAGCUUUUGUUCUAACAGGAAUUACAAAUCUAGACGUAGUUAUUUGUUUUUCAAAACACGUCGCCAUUUUCUAAGAUUUGCUAGUCAAUGAUCUCGCUAGAGCUUUUAGAUCUUUGGCAUGAUAAUUAUUAAGUGGGAGUUUUUUAAAUGAUUAAAAUAAAAACUGUCAGUCAUUUUAAUAUGUUAGUUCAGCUCUAACAAACAAUAUAUUAUUAUUACUAUUAGAUUACCUAUCAAUGUUACUGCUUUCUUCAUUUUUUAAUUUGUACCUACAAACAAUUCUGGAUUCGUAUUUAUGCUUACAUAUUUCUGGUAUUUUAUCAUACUUAGGAUUGUUAAAGUUCCUAGUAGGUACUUUUGCAAUAACUAAAAAAUAUUCUUCUUAAUGCACAAAUAUGUGGCAAACGAUGGCAUACAGACAAACAUGUACAAAAUGGGCAAAUAUUCGCACAAAUCUCAAUAGAUAUAAUUACGUAGUAAGUCUUGGAGUUGCGUUUAAUGUAUUUAUUUAUUGUUAGACGAGUUACGUUGGCUUUGUGAUUUUUGUUUAGUUUGUAAAACAUUUUUGUAUGUAUUAUUUUCUACUCGCCAUUUUUAUAAUCUUACUGUAUUACUGUACUAUAUUAUUAUCAUCUUCAGGCGAAAUUUAUUAGUUAAUAUUUAGCCCGUCCACAUGUUCCUUUUGUUGAUUGUUUUAUAGUUGUAACAUUAGCUUCUAAUAAUGUUAACGAGUUGCUAAUAUAGGCGCACCAAGUGCUUUCGAAUUAUAUUUUAGCUGCAUUUAUGUACAAUCGGCCCGAAAAGUGAUUACUUUUUAUUUGUUGGCGAAUUAAUUAGCGCCAUAUAUCACUUUUGGAACCGAUAUUACAACUGCGACGAGAAUUUACUUAGGAGAAUCAUAAAACGUUCAAUAAAUAAAGAUGUUGAUGCGGUGGUUUUAAAUAGUUCUAAUAACUAUAGAAUUAGCUUUUUUUCUAAAAGAAAAGUUUAAAAAGAAUUUUAAAAUUUCUCUAGAAGUAUACUUGAGCAGGUACAUUUUUAAUCCCCAAAUAUUUUCCAAUUUAGCAAGGACCAAAACUAAUUUUUGUUCGAAAAAAAUUCCAUUUACAUACUAAUUAUAUUCUUGACCAACUUUUGAAUUAAUUUUUACUUAGAAUUUUCGAGGCCUGUAUCAGAUUAUGCUAGAGUGUAGAUGCUGACACCUUGUAACAUAUUAGUAUUUAUACCACCUCGCUUUAUGACAAGUUUUACACCAUUUGCUUUAAACCCUUUGAUAUCUCAACAAGCCACACUCACAAUUAAAUAUUUUCAAUUCUAAAAGGAGGAAGCAUGAUAAAAUUGUUCUAAUAGAAUAGAUGAUAUUUCUCAAUAUUGUUCAUUACUAUGUACAUAAUGAAAGAUGCAAUAAUUUUUCAUAAUUUUAUCUAUAGUUAUAUCUUGGAGAGGUUGUUAGUGGUUACUUUUAACUAUAAUUUAUAAUAUGUACGAUGUACAUGUAAAACUAUUGUAGUUAGUGAAAUUGCAAUGUUUAAAGCAUGUGUUGGGCAUGAUUCAAUUUGUGUAACAUAUGUUUAAAUUGUAUGAUAUGUAAAUAAAAAGUUUAAAUGAGACCUGCGAAAUAUGAUUUUCUUCCGAGGUACAAAAUAUAAAUUAACCAUGUUGAAAACUAUGAUUA